GUGCUGUCUACCGUCCUCCUGAUGAAUCCUCUGUCGUGAUACUCCCCCGCUGCACAGCGACAUACCGGCAUUGUCAUCUGCUGUGUGACCGGCGGCGCAAAACAAAUAUUAUACCGACCAGUUCUAUCGUCAUUUGUCGUCGCGCCGUUUUGUAUGCACCGUGGAUUUCUAAAGACCGAGCUUAUCGCGGGUAAUAUCAACAAACGGACUGCUUGAUUGUAGUCUGUCGCGGCAGCAUGGAUCCCAUGACUUCGUCUGCAGGAUCGCACACACCGGGUCCUUUGCGCGUUACUCCUAAAGGUCGAUUAUCCCAGACUUCAUGGCAUGAAUUGGUGGACUCGAAAUAUGACGUGAUGGUUCCUCGGAUCGGGUCGCGGAAUUUGGACCCAUGGGUGGAAUUGGGUAUGAACCAGUUACCGGGCCCAAGUCUGCUAUACGAAGACGACGAAUCGCCUGCCCUUCCGCCACCCUCCUAUCAUGACGCCGUACACGAUCUUCCUCCAGAAUACUCCGCUCUUGUACCGUUAACCCAGCAGAAAUGCUUCGUCCAUGACUCCGCUCCCUCGAGACCCUCGAGACCCUCGAAACCCAGAUCCGCGUUCAUUGUCGACUUCAAACCGUCCUCCGGAAUUCGCGAACACAAAGGCGGCAAGAAGGUCAAGAAGAAGCCAGUCCAAUACUCCGCGCCGCAGGAAACACCACCACCGAAUGAACAACCACCCCCGGACGAUGGGAAAGGCGGCGACGCAGGUGGUGCGGGCGAUGGAAACGGAGACGAUGGCGCAGGCGGUGAUGGCGGGGGAGGCGACGAUGACGAUGAAUGGGGCCUGACCGCGACCGCCAGGAAAAAGAACAAGAAGAAGAAGAAAGAGGAAGAAGAGCGUUUGAAACAGGAGGAGGAAGAGCGGCAAGCGAAAGAGGAGGAGGAGAGAAAGGCCAAAGAAGAGGAAGAAAAGAAAGCCGCAGAAGAGGCCGCCGCUGGAAAGAAGAAAAAGAAGGACAGGGUUACUACACUGGCGGAACCUGAACAACCUCCGGAUUCCUUUCAGGAUGUCAAUCUGAAUGAAAGCCAGCCGCAGCGCGACACUGGCUCGGACGCUCCUGCGACACAAUCAAAAGGCUUCAGUCUUGGUGGUUGGGCUGGUAGUUGGCUUACUGGUAAGAGCUCUAAAGAGGACAGCAACAGUAACCACUGGUCUUCUGGCGCCGAAAAUGAUACUCCGAAGAGGACGCCAGGAGGGUUUGAUUUCGGCAACCUUGAACAGCCUGUGAACGAUGCUCCGGAAGCAAAACAGACCGAGGACGACUGGGGCGCCUUUGUCACGACCAAGAAGGACAAGAAGAAGAAAGACACCAUCGUGGAAGAGCCCUCAAAAGAACAGGAACCUGAGCCUGAACCCGAGCCUGCGCCUCCAGCUCCAGAACCUGAACCAGAGCCCGAACCAGAGCCUGCUCCCGAGGCACCACCCGCAGAGGAGGAAGAGCCUGAGGAUAGCUCAUGGGGCUGGGGUCUCGGACUCUUGAAGAAGGACAAGAAGAAGACGAAGAGGGAAUCCAAGAUGGAGGUGCCUCCACCUGCCCCCGAACCUAUCCCUGAAGAACCUAUCGAAGAGAACGCUGAGAAGGCCAACGCCUGGGAUCCACCGGUCAAGAAGAAAGAGAAGAAGAAAACGAGUCCUCUUGAUAUCCUACUUGGUGCAACAUCCUCGUCUGCGUUGAAUCGUCCACUGGCACCCAAGGUUGCUGGCCCGGACGACGACUGGUCGAGCGCUUGGACUUCGUCGAGUAAUCAGAAAGUGGGCAUGAGGGGGGUUACGAGGGGUUAUGUUAUCGACGAACAUCCGACCGUCGAAGAGCCUCCACCGGCACCCGAACCACCACCAGCGGUGCAAGAAGAAGACGGUGGCUGGUCAGCAUGGGAUCCCCCUAAGGAAAAAAGGAAGAAGAAGAGCAGAUUCGAGCCAGAGCCCGAACCUGAACCGGAAGAACCUGCUCCUGAGCCCGAGCCCGAGCCAGAACCUGAACCGCCAGCGCCUACGUUACCGGAUGAUCCUCUUUACGACAACUGGGACGAUCUUUCAAGCAAGGAUAGGAAAAGGCGUGAGAAGUCACUGAAAAGGAGAGCUCUCCCAAUUCCUGGUAUAGAUUUCGAAUGGCCACCACCUGCGCCCGCGCCUCCAGAGGAACCGGAGCCUGAACCUGAACCAGAGCCCGAGCCCGAGCCCGAGCCCGAGCCAGAACCAGCACCAGAACCGGAGCCAGAGCCAGAACCAGAACCAGCGCCCACAUUACCGGAUGACCCCCUCUAUGAUAACUGGGAUGACUUAUCCAGCAAGGAUAAGAAGCGACGUGAAAAGUCACUGAAAAGGAGAGGUCUCCCAAUCCCCGGAAUCGACUUUGAAUGGCCACCACCACCGCCUCCUCCUCCAGCGGAACUUGAACCUGAACCUGAACCUGAACCUGAACCCGUACCCGAACCCGAACCCGAGCCAGAGCCUGUGCCAGAGCCAGAACUAGAACCAGCACCAGCGCCCACUUUGCCAAACAACCCUCUUUAUGACAAUUGGGAUAAUCUGUCAAGUUAUAACAAGAGUAGGCGUGAAAAGGUUAUGAAGAGGAAAGGCCUUCCAGUGCCAGGAGUAGAUUUUGAAUGGCCACCACCACCACCACCACCUCCUCCUCCAGCGGAACCUGAGCCGGAGCCUGAACCUGAACCUGAACCCGAAUCAGAGCCUGAACCAGCACCAACACCCACAUUGCCAAACAACCCUCUCUAUGACAACUGGGACAAUCUCUCAAGCUAUGACAAGAGGCGGCGUGAAAAGGUGAUGAAAAGGAUAGGCCUCCCAGUACCAGCAAUAGACUUUGAAUGGCCACCACCGCCUCCUCCAGCAGAGCCCGAGCCAGAACCAGCACCAGAACCGGAGCCAGAGCCAGAGCCAGAGCCAGAACCAGAACCAGAACCAGAACCAGCGCCCACUUUGCCAGACAACCCUCUUUAUGACAAUUGGGACAAUCUGUCAAGUUAUGACAAGAAAAGGCGUGAAAAGGUGAUGCAAAGGAAAGGCCUUCCGAUACCAGGAGUAAACUUUGAGUGGCCGCCUCCUCCCCCAGCAGAACCUGAACCAGAACCUAAGCCGGAGCCAGAGCCUCCAGCGCUCACUUUGCCAGACAACCCUCUUUAUGACAAUUGGGACAAUCUGUCAAGUUAUGACAAGAAAAGGCGUGAAAAGGUGAUGCAAAGGAUAGGCCUUCCGAUACCAGGAGUAGACUUUGAGUGGCCGCCUCCUCCCCCAGCAGAACCUGAACCAGAACCUGAGCCAGAGCCUGAGCCUGAGCCUCCAGCGCCCACUUUGCCAGAUGAUUCUCUCUAUAAUAACUGGGACAACCUCAUGAGUACUGACAAGAGAAAGCGUGAGAGAUUGCUGAAAAAGAGGGGCCUCCCAGUUCCUGGAAUAGACUUUCAGUGGCCACCGCCUCCUCCAGCGGAACCUGAACCUGAACCUGGGCCUGAACCUGAACCUGAACCUGAACCUGAACCCCCGGCACCAACUUUACCAGACAAUCCUCUCUACAAUGACUGGGAUAACCUCAUGAGUACUGACAAAAGAAGGCGCGAGAGAUUACUGAAGAAGAGAGGUCUUCCAGUUCCUGGGGUAGAUUUUGAGUGGCCGCCGCCUGUCCCAGUGGAACCUGAGCCUGAGCCUGAGCCUGAAGUUCCUGAACCUGAGCCCGAGCCUGAGCCUGAAGUUCCUGAACCUGAGCCCGAGCCUGAGCCCGAGCCCCCAGCACCGACUUUACCAGAUAAUCCUCUCUAUGACAAUUGGGAUAAUAUCUCAAGCACUGACAAGAGGAGGCGUGAGAGAUCACUGAAGAAGAGAGGUCUUCCAGUCCCUGGGGUAGAUUUUGAGUGCACCGACUUUACCAGAUAACCCUCUCUAUGACAAUUGGGAUAAUAUCUCAAGUACUGACAAGAGGAGGCGUGAGAGAUCACUGAAGAAGAGGGGUCUUCCAGUCCCUGGGGUAGAUUUUGAGUGGCCGCCACCUCCAGCAAAUCCUGAGCCCGAACCAGAGCCAGAGCCCCCAGCACCAACUUUGCCAGAUGACCCUCUUUAUGAUAACUGGGAUAAUCUCUCAGGUAUUGAUAAGAGGAGGCGUGAGAGAUUACUGAAGAAGAGAGGUCUCCCAAUUCCUGGAGUGGAUUUUGAUUGGCCGCCUGUUGAACCUCCUCCAGCGGAACCUGAGCAUGAACC
Messenger RNA from Aspergillus glaucus CBS 516.65, 4253 nucleotides. RefSeq lists its product as uncharacterized. The transcript has 4 exons. The record is from RefSeq and is a predicted model, not a curated record. The coding region runs from base 237 to 3932 and encodes 1231 amino acids. NCBI's taxonomy places the organism in Eukaryota, Fungi, Ascomycota, Eurotiomycetes, Eurotiales, Aspergillaceae.